This is a messenger RNA of Funneliformis caledonium, 623 nucleotides long. The record is from the annotation of a GenBank genome assembly. NCBI's taxonomy places the organism in Eukaryota, Fungi, Glomeromycota, Glomeromycetes, Glomerales, Glomeraceae.
CGGUAGAAUGGAUUCAUGGAAAAGACGUUGUACACCUGGAUUUAAAUCCCUCGAAUAUUAUUUGUAAAGAGGGUAAAGAAAAUUACAAAAUCAAGAUAUGUGAUUUUGAGACAUCCCGACAAAUUGGGGAAAUACUUCAAGUCCAACCUAUCCUUUCUGAUACUCAAUCAAUUCGCUCAAACGAUACACGAUAUUCCAGCUCUCAAAGUCAAAUAUUACAGCAACAACUCACAACGUCAUAUACAUGCCCUGAAUUGUUAUUAUUAACUUAUGAAGAUGAUAGCUUGGUUAGCAAUCAAAACAACGAAGUCGAAGUUGAUUUUAGCCAAGAUAUCUACAGUUUGGGACUUAUCCUCUAUUUCCUAUACACCAAUAGGACUUUAUAUAAUUCAUUAUAUGAAUUGCAUGAAAAACUUUCAGGAAUUGAAGAUAGAAUUAGAAAAGAUAUUGAAGAUAGUAGGGUUGCUGAUCUCGUACUAUCCUGUAUUAGAAAAAAUCCAAAGGAAAGGCCUUGCAUUGAAGACGUUUUACAUAACGCAUAUUUCAAUAAAAUAAGUCGGGGUGAUAGCGGUAAAAGUUUCAGUUUGGAUGAUGGUUGUGGUGAGGAGGAGGAUUUAAGUUGA